CUAUUAUGUGAUAUAUGAUACUUCAUAACAAAACCAAAACCCUACAACGAGAAGUCGCAACAGCGAAAGGGUUAAGCAAAGAGAAAGAAGAACUUCAAAAUGCCGAAGUCGAAGAGAAAUAAACAAGUUACGCUAUCGAAGACGAAGAAGAAGGGAAGGGAUCAUAAAGAGGCGAUAGUGAAUGGAAUAAAGGAGGCNCCAGUUUCAAUCCAUAAUUUAUAUUUAAUUUUUCUAUUGCGCGGAGAUGCUGGCAUGGUUUUUACGAAUUUGUCUAAGGAAGAGGUUGAAAGGCUGUUUAAGGAAUUUGAAGAAUACGAUUUUGCAAGAACAGGAAGCCUUGCCACGGAAAAGGUUGAUCUCAAAGAAGGAACCUUGGAGCAGUUUACGCAUGAGAUGGAACCUUUUCUACGAAAGCAAGGCAUGCCUGUUCGAUUAAAAAAAGGAGUUGUGGAGCUUGUUUCCGAUUUUGUUGUUUGUGAGGAAGGGAAGUCAUUGUCACCUGAAGCUGCUCGUAUACUG
Messenger RNA from Vigna umbellata (rice bean), 519 nucleotides. Lineage: Eukaryota; Viridiplantae; Streptophyta; Magnoliopsida; Fabales; Fabaceae. The record is from RefSeq and is a predicted model, not a curated record.